AUGCCAGCCACAAUAUCCCCAACUACCGUCCUGAUCAGCGGGGCAAAUCGAGGUCUCGGUAAAGAACUUCUUGCGCGUUAUCUUGCCAGACCAAACCAUGUCGCUGUUGCUGCCAACCGCAACCCGGAACAUGCCACGUCCAAAGCUCUCGCGGAACUACCCAAAGGUCAAGGUAGCCGACUCGUCGUUGUGAAGCUCGAUGCUUCGAUCGAGGCCGAUGCUGCCAAAGCCGUAAAGCAGCUCAUUGCGCAAGGCGUCGAUCACCUAGACGUCGUCAUUGCCAACGCCGGUGUCUCCUACGCCUGGCCCAAGGUUGCGGACCUCAAAACCGAGGACCUGCAAGGACACCUUAUCCCCGACCUAUUUGGUGUCAUAUGGUUAUAUCAAGCCGCAUUCCCGCUAUUGAAGAAAUCCAUGGACCCCAAAUGGAUAACGAUAGGCAGUGUAGCAGGGAAGCUAGAGAACCCAACCCCUUCACCUUUACCGUCAGCGCCAGAAUUAACAAAAUAUAGGGAUCAGCCCCCGAUACCCAACGCUGCGUACGCGACGUCUAAAGCUGCGGUACACUGGGUGACCAAAAGGAUUAAUCAGGAGGAGGAUUGGAUCACAGCUUUUGUGGUCCAUCCAGGCUGGGUCGAGACUGACAUGGGCCAGGCGGUUAUGCACGGCCUCGGACUGGCUGGUAAAAACGUCAAGCUACCAAUUAUAACAGUCGACGAAUCAUGUGACGGCAUAGUACAUCUGAUCGACGUGGCCACGAGAGAGUCCCACGGCGGAAGGUUCUGGGAUUACGACGGCGCGCGGGAGUCUUGGUAA
Annulohypoxylon truncatum is the source of this 816-nucleotide messenger RNA. Its product is annotated as NAD(P)-binding protein. The transcript has 2 exons. The record is from RefSeq and is a predicted model, not a curated record. Bases 1 to 816 code for a protein of 271 amino acids. Lineage: Eukaryota; Fungi; Ascomycota; Sordariomycetes; Xylariales; Hypoxylaceae.